CAAAGAUGGCAGACUUUUCAUAUUAGACAGCACAACAAAAUCUUGCAAGGUUUUGUCAGACGUGAUCAUUUCUUAAAAUUUUGGGCGAAGAAAUGCAUAGAUUGGUGCAGAGAAAGAUAUGAAAUCAAGUUACAAUCAAUAGGAAUAAAUAAAGAGUGAAACAUGGAGCUGGAUGAGAGACUGCGGUGGAUAGAGACCAGGGUGACAUCGUCCCUCAAACCUCGAGCAGAGGAGCUUAAGCAUAUGUUCACCAAUGAAAAGAGCAGGGAGGCUAUGUUUGAAUUUUGCAACAAUGAAGAGAUGAAGAAGUUGUUUAUAUACUACUCAACAUCUCCUGCUGGCAAAAAUCUCAUGGCAUCGCUUACUCCACCCAGCGGCUCAAAGGAAAAGUCUGUUUACUUUGUCAAGAACAAUGAAGCAGGGAAACUCUCCAGAGAUAAGAUAGUCACAGAUGUUGCCUUCUGCGACUGUUCAUAUCAACCACUUACCCAUGCAAGUACUCUGACAAAGGAUGUGUUCUUGCCGCUGUUAAGUAUUGAGAUGGGUGGAGGUGUGAGUGCCGACAAACUUAUGGACCUAGUCCACAGGCUGGUUUCAGUCUUGCAAGUUUCUGAGGGCAGUUCAAAAGAUCAGGUCACUUUACCGCUACCAUCAAUUGAGGUGUUGUCAGAGGCAGCCGCAUACAGUAGUAGACGACCUGCGGUCAUUCAUGUGCUGGAGACAGCUGUGGUUAAUUGGAUAAAACAGAUCAAGGUUACUCUGAAGCUAGACCCAGAGAUUGAAAUAAAAAAGUUUGGUCCAAAACCAGGUCCACUGGAUGAAAUACAGAUGUGGUCAGAGCGACUGGAGAAGAUCACAUCUGUGAGUGAGCAGCUGUGUUCACAUGUUGCACUCAAUAUCAUGAUGAAUCUGGAAGAUGCUCACAGUACAUAUGCACAAUCUUUUCACCUUGUCAAGAGAGAAAUUGCAAAGGCUGAAGCAGAGACCAAUGAUAACCUGCAGUUUCUGAGUACUCUCUUACCUUGGUUUGAGAAGCUUCAUUAUGCAACCAAGUCUGCUGAUAUGGUGUCUGUUUUCCCCCCCUUAGUGCAUACUCUCUUUCUUGUUUGGGUUCACUCAAGGUAUUAUCAUGACAACAGAAAUUUCAUGAGACUACUGACCAUGUUGUCAAAUGAAGUUGUUGCUCGAGCAAGGCAGCUGGUCGGAGAACAUGUGCUGGAAAAUCUCUUAGCAUCUUACACCAAUUUGAAGGAUGCCUUGCGAGUAUGUGCUGCAUUCCGAGGUUGUUACUUGGAUAAAAAGGACAGAGCUGAUGACACAAAUCAACAAAGAUUAUCUGAACAGUCAGGAACUAAUAGGGACAGUGGAGGUAUUGUGUGGUACAGCAAACUGUACAACAACAGCCUAACCCCCAGAAAUACAAAGAUGUUUCAUCGACGAAACAGCCUCUCGGAAAGUAACAGUGGUUUUGAUACUCUAGAACUGUGGACUGACUCUCCUUGGCCUCCUCGAAACAAUGCGUGUUUUACAUCGCUAAACAACUUCAUGGAGCGCUGUAAUGAUGUACUGGAACUCGUUCAGACAACUCAACAUUUUGAGUUGUUGACAUGGACAGCUCAAGUGGGUGGUGCUGGCGGCAACAGUUUGGACAUUCAAGUGAGGGAGAUCCAUCGCAAAUUUCAAGAGGGUGUUCGUUCUUUUCAGCAGAUGCCACAUGAUGUGUUGAAUGCAAGUGAAACACAGGAGUUUGAAAGAGAAUUUUUCGCCUUCCGUUCUGUAACCAGGGAUUUAGAGUACAACCUGGCCGAUGUGAUGAGACAAAGUUUUAAGCAAUGUUGGGACACAAGAGCCAAACUGAGGCUUCUGGAAGUCUUUGAAGGAAUCAGUGGACGAGAACUUGUUCAGACAAAUCUGAAGGUUCUAUUUACUGCUUUGGUGCAUGGUUUCACUCAAGAGUUACUGGACAUGAGGGUAUUCUUGGAGUUUCAUAUGGAUUCCCCUCCAACUUAUCCUCAUCUCCCUCCAAUUUCGAACAAGUUGCUUUGGCUACGAGGACUCAAAAUACACAUACAGGAGCCCAUGUCUCGACUGCAUCGUGUCUCCCCAGCUUCGCUCAAGGGUGACGAUGGAUGGCGUCUAAGAGAUACAUACUCAGAUCUAAUAAAAGACAUUGAAAGGUGCGAAGCAGAUACUAUUCGCCAAUGGCAAAGCACAAUGGAGCCUGAGUUAAGGACCAAAUUAAAGCAGCCUCUUUUGAUCGCGGAACCUGCAAGUGAGGGAAGCAAACUCACUUUACACGUGAACUUUGAUCCAGAGUUGAUGCUUCUAUUACGAGAGGUGCAUUACUUAGGAGGAGAGCCUUUCCUGACUCGUCUUCCUGACCCCGUCCGAGUGCUGCUGAGAUCAACAGAUGAUAGUCUUCUGAGGUCCACUGCUACGAGACUUGAAACUAUUGUGACACGUUACAAUUCUGUGAUGGCAAACAUAAAGGAGUUCGAGAGGCCUUUGUUCGAGAGGAAGCUUGCGAAAAUUGAUGAGGUAAACCAUGAAGUAGUUGCUAGUGGUGUGUGGAAGACAGUGGAAUCAGCAGAUUUUGUCGAGCAAAAAAAAAAAAAAAAAAAAAAAAAAAACCAUCGUAACCUGGGCGUGGUCCAGAGUAACUUCAGAGAAAUAUGCAACAUAGCAGCAUCGUGGUCUGACAAUGGUCUGUUGGAUGUGUUCAGUCCACGGGAUGCCACCAAGUCGUUCUCAAUGGACAAACUGCAGGAACAGCAUGGGAUGAUUUACGAGACGCAUAAGCACUCAGAAAAAAAAAAAAAAAAAAAAAAAAAAAAGUUAUUGCAGUCCACUUUUGAGGCGGUACAGAUAAGCCGUGCCUCUCCUGCCUGGCAGAGUUACAUCAAGUAUGUCAGUGGAGUCGUGAUGGAGGGACUCAAGAAAAAAAAAAAAAAAAAAAAAAAAAAAAAGUUGAACCAGAUUGUGUUUUCCAACAUGUCUAAAAAAAAAAAAAAAAAAAAAAAAAAAAUACCAAUACUGACUAUUCGCUUGGAGCUAAAAAAAAAAAAAAAAAAAAAAAAAAAAACACUUGAUGACAAGUCUGCCUCAUCCAGUGUCCAAAAAAAAAAAAAAAAAAAAAAAAAAAAUUUCCUUGGGCGUGGAGAUUUCGUGAGACCUAGCUACAAGGAAGUCAUUGCUGAUGAAAAAAAAAAAAAAAAAAAAAAAAAAAAAACCAAAGAUGUGGUAGAGCAAAACGCCUCCGAAAAAAAAAAAAAAAAAAAAAAAAAAAAAUAUGCGUUUCUAUGGAUGCAAGAUGUAAAAAAAAAAAAAAAAAAAAAAAAAAAAAGAAAUAUAGUGGCUCAUCCGCGGAAGAUGAACCGAUCUGAGCUCAUACGAUCCAGAGCAUCACAGACGUCAGAAAAAUCCAGGAAAGAAAGAGAAAGUGUCUUCCACGUUAAAUGAUCUUGAUUCCUUCCUGAAACGCAUUGAACCUGGAAUAGAGGCGAUUACGGGAGAAGAGCAAGACAUUCCUUCGUUUAUGCGUCUCAUGAGAGUUUUUAAUGAGGUGAGUACCCAGCAAGCAGAGAUGGACAGCAAGUUUGUAGCAAUGAAAAGAACCAUUACUCUGUUAGAAAAAUACGAUCAGAAACUUCCAGACAUGACUCAAAAGUUCUACGCUGCAGCACCACAAAGGUGGAAUAACUUGAAGAUGAAAGUAAAUCAAGCAAAACAACGCCUGGGACCAAGAAUACAGGCUGAAGCCUCUAGUGUCACACAGGAGCUUAGAGGAUUUGGUGAUCGAUGUGAAUCUCUGGCCAGAGAGUUUUCUGAUUCAGAGGCAUUCAAUAGAAAGUGUCCAAUUUACACUGCUUUCACCGUUAUGGACACGUUUGCCAGAAGGCUCGAGGUUAUGGAGAGCGAGGCGCAGGACCUGAUUGAGCUUCAAGAAUUGUUUGAAAAGACUGUUGUUAACUUCUCUGUUCUUCCCCGACUCCGCUCUGACUUGGAAUGUUUACGCGAGGUUUGGAACACGUGGCGGGCAGUGCAGGAACAACACACGGAAUGGAAACGAGGCCGUUGGCAGCGAAUCAACACAAAGCUUAUGAAGAAAGCCACUGAGGCGCAAAUUGAUGUCGUCACAGCUCUGCCGUUUGAGGCGCAUGGGUGGGACGUGUUUGUUGGCAUGCAUCAUGCUAUCCUUGAUAUCCAGGCUUGCCUACCAAUCAUUGAUGAUCUCAGUCGCUCAGCCAUGCGGCCUCGUCACUGGAAGCAACUGUUACGAGUAACAGGAGGAGCUGUGCAGAUCAGUAAUGAAGGACUGACGAGAAUGACCUUGGGACAGCUCCUGGAGCUGGGGCUACACAACCAUGCUGAAGAGGUUCGGUCCAUAAUUCAAAGGGCCGCAAAAGAUGUGGCUAUUGAGAGUUCACUGAAGACGUACGAGGAAGUCUGGCUGAGUAAGAUCUUUGAGCUCAGGGUGCACACCAGGAUGAAGGGCCCCUCAUCGGCUGCUGCAGGCACUCAAGAGACACCUGGCAGCGAGUUCGGUAAUGACUCUGAGAUGAACAUGCAUGCUCCCCGCGGUCUGUCCAGUCGAGUAUCAGUGACGAGUCACGGCAGCGGAGGAGGCUUCAGCGUCAAGGAUGGAGCUGGUGGAAGCCACAAGACAAGGAGGACGUCUAUUGCUGGAUCAGCUACUUUCUCUCACUCCCUCGUGAAUUUGACUCAGGACACAGGCCCAAUUUGUUUACUGGAUAAGUGUGAACCAGUUUUUGAAGAACUCGAGGAUCAUCAGGUGGCCCUUCAGAGCAUGCUCAGUGGUAGUGCCGCUGGCUCGUUUGCAGACGACAUCAUGAAAUGGCAGAAGCGACUGCAGACAAUAGAGGCUGUGUUGAGUGUUUGGCUUGAAGUACAGGAAAAGUGGAUAGAACUUGAGGAUGUCUUCUCCAGUUUGGAUCUUCGCAUUGCUAUGCCUCAUGAAACGAACCUGUUUUCUGCUGUGAAUCGCGACUUCAGAAUUUUGAUGAAGGUCACUGAGAAAAAUCCAAACGUGUUACAGGCGUGCUCAAGGAUAAACAUUCAAGCCAAACUAGAGAAGCUGAACAUGAAUCUUCAGCAGUGUUGGAAAUCUCUUUUAAAUCAUCUUGAACGACGUCGCCAGAAAUUUCCUCGCUUUUACUUCCUCUCUACUGAAGAUGUACUUCAUAUUGUAUGCAAUGGUUACGAUCCAGGCCUCGUAAAUCCAUAUUUGCCGAAAGUGUUGGAAAACCUUGGUGCCCUUGUUUACGAGGAGGUUGAAAACGAAGGACAAGUUUAUUUUAGUAUUACCGCUGUGGUCAGUUCUCAUGGAGAAAAACUCUCUCUCAAACAGUCCGUGCUAUGUGAAGGUGCAAUUGAUAACUGGCUCCCUGGCUUGAUCAGUUCCCUGAGGCAAACUCUCUUGGAUCAACUCACAUCAGUGCUUACUCCUGCCCAGCCGGAAAGUAACGAAGCCCAGCCUGACAACGCUGAGGGUGCAGCCCAGCCUGACGAGCCCCCACGGACGGCCGGAAGUAUGGGCAGAGUGGAGAGAUCGUUCACUCUGGACAAUUGUUCUGAAGUGGUUUUGUUGGCAACACAAAUUGAAUUGUGUAAAAAGAUUGAUAAAUCACUGAAACAGGUGGCAAGCGGCGAGAACAGAGAAGCCCUACGAGAAGUCUACGACAAGCUAACCACGAUUUUAGAAGCCACAGCAAUGAUGCUGAAAGGCGCCGACAAGGAAGGCAAGCCACAAGAAGCUGACGUUGAUUACGACAGUGGCGUGAAUAGUGAUGGUGACCCUGAGGAAGCAGCUAUGAAGGAGAUGAGUCGUAACACCAGUGCCAGUCAAGAUCGGCUUGGUACAGCUGUGGCACAAAACGACGAAGAAGUCUCGAACAUUUCCGGAGUGUCGCAGAAGCAGAAGGCACUACCUGAACCGGAUGAAGUAAAACCUCAAGGCGUGAACAACAAGAUGCUGCUAUUUCCAAGCCAGAUUCAGAAGAUUAGUAAUAUCAUCGCCAUGUUAUCACACAAGAGGAACUUGGUUCAAAGACUGAUCGAACAUAAACAAGAGUGGGAAGCACUCAAGAACCCAGUUGACACUUUUGAUUGGCAGUGUCACGCACGUUGCCGCUGGGAAGAAGAACAGCAGGCUUUCAAAGUCGACAUCUUAGACAUGGAAUUUGAUUACGGAUUCGAAUACCAGGGCACUACAUCGAGACUGGUUCUCAGUCCUCUUACGGAUAAGUGUUUUGUGGGUCUAGCUCAAGCAGUCAAGACUAGAAUGGUCGGAGUUUUUACGGGCGAGUUUGGAGCUGGAAAGACAGAAACAAUAACCGAACUGGCCAGGAUCCUAGGGAAUCCGCUGUACACAUUCAACUGCUCCGCGCCAAUGAACAGAAGCACUCUGAUCGACAUCUUCAGAGGUCUUGCCUGUUCUGGUGCUUGGAUUUGUCUUAAUAACAUCUCGACCAUUCAGCCACCCGUUUUGUCUGUUUUAACACAACUUGUGACAGUCGUUCUUGAUGGUUUGAAAGCAAGCAAGUCUACGGUUAUUCUUCACGACGAUGAGAUAGCACUAGUGCCGCAAGGCGCUUGCUUUGGGACAUUAAAUUACUCUGUCGACCAGCACAAAACGAAAUACGAUCCAUCAGUGGGUUUCUUUCCGUCCUUCAAGCCAUCCGCCACUUUUCUUCCUGUGGAUCUGUGGGAGAUGUUCCGUCCUGUGGAAUUUGUUGGCCCUGAUCUACAGGUCAUCAUUCAGGUAUGGCUCUUAAGCCAGGGCUUCACGCAGGUUUCCCCUCUGGCAUCCAAGAUUGUGACCCUAAGGAAUCUCUGUCUGCAACUACUUCCAAGCUCCUCUAAACCUCUCCCGGCAGAUCUCUGUUUAUGUCUUCAAAAGUGUGUCGGCUGGGGGGCUUAUGCUUUGAAAAGAAUGAUUGAAGAUGCAGGGUCUCAUCUUGGCACAACUUCUGAAGAGCUUCACGUGUUAGUCCCGGAAAGUAAAGGGCCCUCGAACGAAGAGGAAGAUGUUCCAGAACGUGCAGAGUCUCUGACUGAAGUUGCUACUACUGUGAAUGCACCACUCGAAGAACUCAGACAUGAUGAACUUCUGGCACCAGUGGAAAACCAGGAAGCAUCCGAUCUGCAAGACGUGCAAGAAAUGCUCAAACUCGAGGAGCAUGCUGUUGUGCUUGCCUUACGAGACACGUUCAUGCCGGGUUUGGACGGCAGUGAUGCUGUCAUGUUCGCCACUUUGUUGGCAGACCUGUUCCCCAAUGUUCAGGUUCCAAUGAUCUUUGAAAAUUACGGCUCACAAGGGACUACGAUGCAAAUGAAUGAGCAAGUGAGCAAUUUAGAGGAGAUUCCUGUGGUGUCUAAGACCGGUGAACCCGGUGCAGAUAAUUUAGAAGUGCUAAGUGAUAUGCAGUCUGCUAUAAAAGUGGCCACAGGCAAACUUGGUCUGCAACCUGGUGCCGCUUUUCAAGCCAGAGUGGCUCAAUUGGCGGAGCUUGUCAAAGCACAUAAGUUGGUGUGUAUAAGUGGACCGUGUGGAUGUGGUAAAACCGAGUGCAUCAGGACCUUGGGUGCAGCUCACAGAGAGAUGGGACACUUGGUUAAGACAGACAUAGUCUGCACAGAGGCUGUAGAGUCAGAAGAACUUUUUGGAUAUGUAGACCCUGAAACUAGAGAAUGGCGAGAUGGUGUCCUAACUGUGCUCUUAAGACGACAGGCUCAGCAAUUGCGUCUCCAGGAGACAGAAAGCAAAGCUGCGGGAAAGCCUCUGAUGAAAUGGCUUCACUUGGACGGGACGAUCGAUCCAUUGCAGAUGGAAUUGUUUGGUUCAGUGGUACAGAAUACAGGAACUGUAGUUAUUGGUAACAACGAACGAAUUAAAAUUCCAGAUGCUUUGCUUAUCGUUUGGGAGCUGGAAACUCUAGAGAAUCUUAGUCCAGCGGUACUCUCCUCCGUGGGCAUGCUCUGUAUGAACACUUCUGAUGUCAACUGGCCACUUUUGGUUGACCGUUGGCUCGCCAAGCGUUCUGAACGCGAGGCAGAUCAGUUACGAAACCUUUGUGAUCGCUAUAUCGGUCCAACUUUGGCGUACCUGGCUUCCAAAACAUCGGUCCCCCCUAUUUCAGGAGCACCACCAACGCAAAACAAACCGUCUAAGUUGCGUCACGUGGUACCUGUCAGCGAGAUGGGUAUGGUGAACACUCUGCUGUCUUUAGUAGAGGCACUAAUUUCAAACUGUUCAGACUUAAUGCCACCAGAGCUUGAGAAUUAUUUCUGCUAUUCUGCCAUGUGGGCCUUUGGUGGUACGUUAGUGGAAGAACAUCGUCCGUUUUUCAGUCAGUGGUGGAGAGAACAGUGGAAAGAUUAUGUGAUUCUCCCUGGCGACGAAGAGGUGUGGAAUUACUACGUGUUUCCCGAGACUCAAGAAUUUCUCAGCUGGGCUGACUCAGUUCCUCCGUACUCACAGACGGCAGCUGAAGGCAUCCCUAAUGAAGCAUAUGUUCACACAAUACAGAAUGAGCGUAUUUCUCACCUUGUUGGCUUGCUGAGCGAUGGCGGAAAACCGGUUUUACUGGUUGGAGAAGCCGGUUGCGGAAAGACAUCUAUCUUGCGUCAUCGACUCAAACAACAUGGCGGAGAUAUUGGGGAGGUUUUAAGUUUGACAGUGUUCUGUAACAAGUUCACUACAUCUAGAAGCUUGUGGAAAGAACUGUCAUCUUGCCUGGAAUGGAAACACGCCAGAACUUUCGUACCGAAAGGAAACAAGAGAUUAACUUGUUUGAUCGACGAUCUUAAUCUGAGCGGAGCAAACAAUUUUGGUGCCCAGACCGCUCAGCAGUUAGUUCGCCAACACAUUGAUCAUGGCGGCGUUAUUGACCCAGAAACCCACCAAUGGCGGGAAAUACAUGACGUCACUUACCUGUCAUCGUACAAUCCACAAACUCCGCCCACCACAGCUCGACUAAACAGGCGACUGUUACGCCACUUUUCGCUUUUCAACGUCACGUUUCCUAACCAAGAUGAAUUGCACCAUAUCUACACUCAACAGCUUGAGAAACACUUUAUCAUUCACGUAACUCAGUCUCAGCACACAGCCAAUGAUAACGCAUCACAGGAGACUUCUGAAGGUCACUCUCAACGCCAUGGGUCUGGUGACCACGACAAGGCCAUCCGGGAUCUACUGUCAGAUGUUAGUCACGUAACUGUAGAGCUCCAGGAUCACUUGCGAGGCAUGUUCCUGCCCACAUCACAGAGAUGUCACUACAUGUUUACCAUGACAGAUUUGACUAUGGUGUUCAGGAACCUUUGCCUGACACUGCGCCCGGGUUGUGCCUCUCAAGACCUUUUGUUACUAUGGAAACAUGAAUGUGACUGGAUCUAUGGCCGCCGGUUGAUUGACUCAGUUGACAAGGAGAGAUUCCAACAGGCAUUCCUGAACGCUGCUAAGAAACGCUUUACCGAGGACGAACAGCUGUCAAUUGUGACCAACUCCACCCCUUUCUUCACGAACCUGGUGGACUCUGAAGAAAGCACGGGUGAAGUAAUCGGUGCUGGGUCGUCGGAGGGCACCGAAGAUGACGUACAUUUAUCAUAUAGAAACGUCACCGAUAUGCUGAAGGUUCAAGCUGUGUUGGAGCACGGAAUUGAAGAGUACAAUAAGGACUUUCCAAGACUUAAGAUCACUCUUUAUGAGGAUGUUAUGGAAACCAUCUGCCGUCUUGUAAGGGUUCUCCAAAGCCCCCAUGAAUGUGGCCACGCCCUACUAAUAUCACAGGGGUCUCCCGGUAUGAGUACAAACCUAGCCCAGCUUGCAGCUCACCUGUGCGGUUACUCUGUGUUCAGAAUCAACUCCUCAGCGCUCACGGCCUCUGAAAGAUACACACUGGACAGUUUUAAGGCAGAUUUGGUGUCGGCCUACACAAGGGCAGGUGUCAAGGGUGAACAUUUAAUGCUGUUAUUACCGGAGUCAGAUUUGACUGACGAAGACUUUCUUGUUUAUGUAAGCGAGUUCCUAGUGUCCUCCUCCAUAUCGCAUCUUUUUAGCGAGGAAGAACAGACAUCAGUGAUCAACGCUGUCAGAACUGAAGUCACGCAGGCCGGUCUGGCGUACACACGAGAUGUUGCAUGGGAUUUCUUCCUCAAGACCGUUAGAGAAAACCUCCGUGUUGUUCUGACUGUAUCGUCACUUGGACCAAAGUUUCAGAAGCGCUGCCGUGAUUUUCCCUCCUUAAUGAACACAGUGUCCAUCAUCCUCUUACCCCACUGGUCCAAGGAAGCGUUGGUGACGCAUGCGUAUCAUGUCCUCAAAGAUGUCGAGACUUUCUCACCAGUGCAGACAGAAAAUCUUGCCCAUUUACUGGCUUCCAUGCACCUGUCCAUAAAACAACAGGAUUCUGGCGAAGAACAAUGUGGAACGUACGGACACAUUACCAAUACGGGCUUUGAAGUCUUCGUGGAAAGGUUCACAUGCUUGAUCAAAAAGCGCCAACAAGCCUUAAGAAGCGAACAUGAACAAAUGGAAGCAGCUCUUCAAACUAUCGAGCGAGGAACACAGCUGGCCGAACAACUGAAGACACAGCUUGGGCACGAAAAGAUGGUGCUUGAACAGAAGAAAGAGGGCAAUCUUCAGUUAUUGCUACAGAUUGGUCAGGACAAAGCGAUAGCUGAGGAACAAGUAAGACUCGUGAGUAGACAGCAAGAGAGAAUACAGAAACUAAACAAGGCUCUUCCUGAAUACCAGAUAGCGCACGAACGAGCAGUGUUCAAGGCAGCCGCUGUCGUGUCUGAUACCAAGAGAGUGUUAAAGAUCCUCGAUGGACAGGGACUGGCAGAAUUGCGGGCCCUGCAGAAACCAGAUAAUGAAAUUGAAGAUCUCUUAGCUGCAAUCAUCAUUAUUGUUAAGUCGCCAUCAUCUGACUUGACCUGGAACAAGGGAGCUAAGCGUCUCAUGGCCAAUUUAGACAGGUUUCGAGAGGAACUUGGUGUGUUUGACGAGAUGGAACUUACGCCGAGCACGCUGGAAGUCGUAGAACCAUACCUAAAGAAACCACACUUCAGUGGCGAUUACCUCGAGAGGAAAACCAGCAACCCAGCAGUGGGCUCCUUGCUACAGUGGGUCAGAGGAGUGUUCAGAUAUCAUCGCAUGAUGCAGUUUAAAGUGAAACCCCUUCACGCCAAAGUGUCUGAGACGUCCUCUGCAGUGGAGCUCGCUGUUGGUAGAUUGUCCUCCAUGGAGAGUAAACUGAUGGAUCUGGAAGAACGCCUAAGAUCUCUGGCCUUAGCAUACGAGGAGGCUUCCAUUGACAAGUGUCGGCAAUUCGAGCUUACAGAGACUUUGGACUCGCAGCUGUCCCAAGCAGCUUACUUUGAAGAGGUGCUUUCAAGUGGUCGCCAAAAGUGGUUGCAGCUCCUCGAAUCCAUCAGCACCCGUAAAGCGGCUGUCGCAGGUGGUGUGGCCAUGGCAGCUGCGUUCGCAACCUACUUAGGUCCCUACUCGUUCAAUUUCCGCCGAGAUAUGUUGACAGUGCACUGGCCCCAGUGUUUGGAUGAGCGCGGUGUGAUGUUGGUGGUGGAGAGCUCUGGUCCGCACGGCAGUGCAGAGGUGUUCAUGAUGGAGCAGUUACGGACUGUUCGGAGCGCUAAAUUGACUGAAAGCGAACAGGAAACAACUGAAGCACAGUUGGAAACAGUUGCAGCACAGUUGGAAACAGUUACAGCACAGCUGGAAACAGUUGCAGCACAGCCAGAGGAAAAUCCGAAUGAAGAAGAAGGAAAGGAUCAGGAGAUUGAAGCUGCGAAUACAAACGACACUCAACCAGAAGGCGACAAUGAAAGACUGCACAGCGCAGAAAUAGAAAAGCAAGACGUGGAACAAAGCGAGAAAGAGGAUAACGGUCCACCAGCGGAAAAAGAAGGCGAAUCCGAAGAGUACAUGAUGUCUAUUGGUAGAGAUCAAGCUUUGCGUCAAACAAAAUUGACAGAAUACGAUUCCUUUGUUUUAGCUGUACUCAAGCUUCUUUUGGGCGAAAAUCACGUGCGGAGGCUCGUCACCAAAGGAAUGGGUCCAAGAAAGAUUGAGAACGCAGUCUUGUCAAAGUCGUCAUGGCAACGUGUCCCUCUGCUUGUGGACCCUUACGAUAAGGGACUUGAACUGAUUAGGAUCAUCGAAGAUGGAGAGAACUUGCUGGAGAUUGAUUUGGCGGAGAGUGAUCCUUCUGCGAUUCUGAAGAUUGAAAAAGCGAUAACAAGUGGUACAGCUCUGGUGUUGUACAAUAUCGAUGGCGAUAUUGACUCGCUGUUCAUGCCUCUUAUUUACCACAUCACCACAUCCAUUAGUGAAGAGACUGAAAAAGCUUUCCAAAUGGUAAAGUUCGGUUCCCGUCGCGUCAUGUGUCACCCGGAGUUCCGCUUGUACCUGGUAUCCAGAUCCUCUCGACCGGCCUUCAGCACAGAAGUGUCUUCGAUCACGACUAUGGUGAACUUGCGCUUGGACGGGGAGGCUUUGGCUGAGGAGAUCCAGAUCGAGGCUUUUCACCGCGUGCAGCCUGAACUGUACGUAGAGAGCCGCAAAAGCUUGAUGUUAAUGAUGGAGCUGUUGAGGCUACUGGAGAACAUCGAUAGCAAGUUGAUGGGACUAGUCACAGCGCGGCAAGGGACAGACAUCUGGGAAGAAACUGAGGUCAUAGCUGAGCUUGUCAAAUCUAGGAGUGAGGUUGCUAAACGUUUGACCCACACCUUGAACAACUUUAAUAGACUGAAGAGCCUGCGCGAACUUUUCCAACCACUGGCCAAGCGCGCGGUGAUGAUGUUCUCCUUGUUGAGCUCCCUGUCCAGUGUACAGCACGAGUAUCGCUUUUCCCUGGGGUAUUUCCUGUCCCUGUUCCGGUCGGCAAUCGGACGAGAUGUGGAGCCAUCCAAGGAGAAACUUGAAUACGAGUCGGACGGUGAAGAAACCAAAGAAACCAGGAAAGAAUCACGAACUACUAUAUUAAUCAAGGCCGUUGAAGAGGAAGAAACGAACACAGUUGUUGUUGCCCAGGGUGAAGGAGAGCAAAGUUCUUCUCGUAAGAGAUCUCGGAAGCGAAUGUCUGUUGUCCUUCCAGCGGAAGUACAGCUGCCAUCUCCUGGCGUGGACUACACAGCACUCAGUUCCGAACAGAGUGAUCAGCUCACGGACUCGCUUAGUCAGUCAUUUUACCGCCAUGUCAGCAGGAGCAUAGACCAACAUCACCGUCUGUUGUUCGCCUCUUUGCUCACUCUCUACAAAAUGGAAAAACGUGCUGAGAGCGGAACAACACAACUAGAAAUCUCAUUCCUACUCUCAGGCACGAUUCCUUCCUCAAUCCCCGCAUUGUCAGACUUCGAUCCCACUCUCCUUCAGCCGAGCUGGAUCACGCAAGAGACUUGGGAGCUGGUUCUUGCCGUUUCUAGUUUUAAGGGUCCUUUGGACGGUAUCUGUACUCACAUUGCAUCUAAGCCUGGCCCAUGGAAGGACUGGUACGAAAGCGAGCGGCCUGAGACGAGGCAGCUGCCUGUAGAAACUGAAGCCACAGACGACACCACAACCUUGAGUGCAAUUCAUAAACUGUUAAUGAUUCGCUGCUUGCGACCUGACAGAUUCGAGCGGGCUAUGCGAAUGCUUGUGGAGGAUGAAGUUGGAGACUUGAUGGAGAGAACUCUUCCGGAGUUUGAUGAAGUGCUGUCCGGUAUUAAGCACUCGAUUCCAGUUUUUGUGCUAAUGCCAGACCAUACGACCGUGAACACGCCGUUCAUGAUUUCUCCAGUCGACAGCAUACGGCGAAUGGCUGAGGCUCACAAUGUGCAGUGUCAGCAGAUAUCUGUGGGACACAGACAGGAAGAAAGCAUUGACGUUGCCUUAGCAACCGCCGUCCGGACUGACUCGUGGUUGGUGAUCGAGAACCUUCAACUGGCUUCCCGUCACUGGCUUGAGCAAUUGUACAAUCGUCUGUCCAGACUUCAGUUACGAGCAGAGACAUCGUCCGCUCUUUCCCAAUGGCGUGUUUUCCUGCUUUGUGAGCCCGCGGAUCACUUACCAGUAGGACUUCUGUUGUUCUCGCACCAGUUGGCCUGGGACGUGGUGCAAAGAGAAGUUCCUGUAUAUCAGCCUCUAGAAUCUACGGACCUGAACUUGAAAAAUGUCAUCACUUCCACACUUAAGGCUGUUCCUCAGUCCUAUUGGAAACAAGCUCGUGACCAGUUCCUCGCAGUUCGUUCAACUCUGUUUGGUCUGUGCGUCAAUCACAGCGCUCUGCUUAUGCGCCAUCAGCUGGGAACGCGAGCAUCCAGCUGUCGAUAUCCAGUUUCUACACGUGAUUUACUGACGUCAUUUGAGAUGGUGAUCGGCUGGGCCAAAAAGGCAGAGGGCUUAGGAGCGUCACAGUCCAAGGCGCUUUCAGAUGUUAUUGCCAGGGGAAUUUAUGGCGGGAAAAUUACAGACUCGUGGGAUCGUCGUUUCGUGGAAAUCCUGACACGGCAAGUGAUAAGCGAGACUGCCCUGCAACAGCGCUCUUCGCUUACCCUCGGUUCGAUAAGCUUACCAGUGCCACCGACUAAUGUGGACCCGGCCGAAUAUGGCAAAUGGUUUAGAGAGAAGACUGGGUCAGAGGACGCAGAUGUAAGCGUCGUGAAGGCCCUGGGGCUGAAUAUCAGUGUAGAACGGGAAUACAAUGAAGCGCGUGCCUCGGAAUUUAUUCGCAAAUUGGACAAGCUGUACAGAGACAUCAACAACACCACUGCGCUUUUUCUGGAAUCCUCAUUGGACAGCAAAGUCGACAUGGCUUGCUUGCGUGCUUCAAUGAACAUGUGUCUUGAACAGCUCCCGACGUUAUUAAAGAUAGAAGGCGAGGGAGCCAUGCCCGUCACUCAGCUUCUUCCGCGCGUGCUAUCUCAAAUGCGAGCCUUGUCAGUAUACUCAGAGUCAGGAAGUAGUAUCGGGAGCGACGAACAUUUAUCAGAGUCUAUGAGCUACCUAUUACAAAAGGAAUGCCAGUGGUUUAACUGCCUUCUCUAUCACAUUCGACACUCUCUGCAAAUUCUGGAGCAGUGUGUGUUAGGAGGGUCUCCAGCAAUCCCACCAUACUUAACGCGCAUCGUUGAUGCGCUUCAACAGGACAUGGUGCCCAGUGACUGGUUGCAUCCGCAUGCUCAGCCCUCCCCCCACAGUUUAACAUCCUGGCUCAAAGACUUUAAUCGUCGUCAUAAGCAGCUUAGUGAAUGGGUGCGACGUGGCGUUAUUCCAAAUCCAAACUCGGAGCCCUUGGUAGGGCGUGGCCAGCUGACCUCCGUUUGGCUUGGUGGCCUGGCCAAUCCUGGAGCAUUGAUAACGUCAUUAAAACACGAGAAGGCUGCAAUGGUUGGAUGUACCGUGGACGAGGUGGAACUUCGUUGUUCCUUGGCGAAGUCCUACAUGUCACGUGACAGCAGGAAAGAUGAGACCGAGCAAGGCCUGGUCAUCAAUGGGCUGUACAUUGAGGGGGCGUCUCUGGACCUCGAUACAGAGUGCCUCGUAGAAGCAACGUCGGCAAUUUCAUCACUACCAGACCUCUUCGUGUCCGCUGUUAUACCUGAGGAAGAGGAGGAACCUGGAUCGGAUAAGAGGAGCGAAGCUGAAAAUUUGGAAAUCUACCACUGCCCAGUGUUUAUGAAUAGGGCUCGGCAGUGCUGUUCAGUUACUUUACCCAUUAAAUGUUCCCAGACCGCGGAACACUGGAUCCUAGCUGGAGUCGCCAUCGUACUAGAUCCAGGCAACUCAACAAGCUCUUGGAAACUGGUACCGAGCAGUACUAAACCUGAGUGAUUUCCAGAAUACUUAAGCAUUGGCUUAAUGUUCCUUAACGCUUAUCUGUAAAUUAUUUAAGAUUGCUUUAGUCUUCACGAGGACAGUUUAAAUGGUGUGCGGUAUGACUUUUCUCCGUCACGUUGUAAAUAUUCUUACAACCUCUUACGCGAAAACAAGCGUUUUUGAAAAUCUUUCUAUGUAUAUAUCCUUUUUGAUCUAAGAAAAAGUUCAACCUGUUCCUUAGCAUUUUUACCGAUUCUCAAAGUUGUUGCAAUUGGAGAAGCAUUUGAUGCGCACAAUAAUAUGUGUUCAAACGUGAAUUUUUCGAAAUAUGUUUCAAAUUGCAAUACACGGAAUGAUACGAGAAAAAAACUGUUCGAGUCGAACCGUUCCAAUGUCGCAGAAAAGGUUGAUAAAAAGAUUUGUCCAUUAUGUAUUCGCUUUGUGUCACCUAAUUUAGUAAUGUCAAGCCAUCAUGAAUCGACGUAACAAGUUCAGACGUUUUUUGCUACAACCGAGCACUUCACGAACGUUGCCGUUUAAAGGAAGACUGAGGCACACUCUUCUUUGUACCAAGCAAAAUUAAGAUAUCAAAUAUUCUGUUUUUGAAUCUACUCCAAAAAUUUCUCUUUACGGUAAGGAUGUUUACUUGAGAGUGUUUUUCUCGCAUACUUUCCCUUGCGAUAUUCUAUAUCGGACGUCCAUAGUUAUAUAUUGUUCGUUAAAGCACGACAUUGUUAUGACAUGGACAUUAAGUUAUUUUUCUAAAUAAAGAAGUUUGCAGUUUUGAAAAUUUC
Stylophora pistillata is the source of this 16629-nucleotide messenger RNA. RefSeq lists its product as uncharacterized. Gene Ontology annotation, molecular function: dynein intermediate chain binding; dynein light intermediate chain binding; minus-end-directed microtubule motor activity. Gene Ontology annotation, cellular component: dynein complex. Gene Ontology annotation, biological process: microtubule-based movement. Lineage: Eukaryota; Metazoa; Cnidaria; Anthozoa; Scleractinia; Pocilloporidae. The record is from RefSeq and is a predicted model, not a curated record.